UCUCCUUGACAUUCCGCCAGAUAAUAUGAAAUAUGGCGGACAGUGAGAGCAGGAGCUCGAUGGCCAGUUGCCGGCUUCUCUUUGAUAUGGACGAAGAUACUCCUCUACCAGCAGCUGAAGCUCUUGUCGGGCUGAAAGAUUCUGUCAGACAGAGAAAUAGCAACAGCAUUUCACAGUUGUCGCCACGAAAGCGAAAAACCUACAACACCCGGUCUAAUGAUAAUAGCUUGAAGUCACAUGACGGGAAGCUCCCCUGGGCCAGUGAUCCAAGUGACAUUGAAGAGGAUACUAAUGGUCCAAUGGAUGAAAAUGACAAGAAUUACUAUGCACACCUAAAAGCUCCUAUUACACCUGCUACCAAGAAACCACAUGUAGAGCCUGAUGCUUUAAACCAGCAGCCGUGGAUCAAGCACAUAAAGACGUUCCUAAGGUUACCCAAGGCUCUGACCUGGUCACGUUACGAGUGGUUCUGCUCUGACAUUGACAAACCAUUCUUUGAAGGUAGCAAUGACUUUAUCCAGUGUCUUGACGAGUCCUUUCCUGAUCUUAAAGUGAGCCAGAACCAUGAGCUUACUCAGGCCCAGUGGCGUCUUGUUCGUCGGAUGAUCGGAAAACCCAGGAGGUGCUCAUCGACGUUUUUUGCUGAAGAGCGGCACCUCUUGGAGGAAAGGAGGAAGCAAGUGAGGGAACUACAGAAGAAGAUUCACAAAGGAACACACUUGUCAACUGUUGAUUUUAGUAGCUAUCUGAGAGAGUUACCAGAUGCUAUUCCUCCAAUAUUAACACUAGGGACUAGAGUCACAGCUUGGCUGAAUACUGAGACGGAGAAAGGUUUUUACAUCGGUACUGUAGAAGCUGUUGAUCUGGAGAAGCACCAAUACUGGGUCACUUUUGAUAAGCCAGGUGUGGGGAAACACUCUAUUGCUGACUCUGACAUAAAAAGCAUGUAUCCAGUUGAGUCAAUAAGCAUUAGCUCAUUGGAGGCUGCACACUCAAGUCAACAUGUCCUCUCGUCUAUAUCCUCUCAUUCCACCUCCACCAAUCAACCUACUGUAACAAGUCCUGAGAUUUUAUCAUCCGAUCCAUUACUUGCGUCCCUCCCGUUGUCAAGGAGAACCGAUUUUCAGCAGCAGUCAGUGAGUCUUGGGGGAUUCCCCACUGACUUCCUUCGACAAGUGGUUCAAAUGUCAAAGCUUUUGAGUCUCAAACAAGAGAGGCUGAAGAGACUAUCUUCUAUGAACACAGACGCAGAGAAAAUGCAUGCUCGACAUUCCUCUCUGCCAUCCGAUUUCCUAAAGAAUUACGCUACAUUAGUCAUUGACUUGGACGAUAUUAACAGACAACUCAAUUUAAGAUCUGAAGCAAUCAAGAGGUACACAAGCGAGCUUGGGUAUCAGGAUAAUCCCAGACCCAUGUCCAGUGUACAGGAGUGCAUGGAUCAGGCAGUGACAAUGACGGAGCAUUCAAACGUUAAACUCACUGCGACCGGAAGCGAAGUGACCGACGAGAAUAUAUUGAAAUUGAUUGCUAAAUUGAGUUGUAUUUUAUUACAAGUAGAGAUGUUAUCUCAGGAAGGAUGCUCUCAUGAUCUCUCGGGCCUUCAGGCAACCAUUACUGAAGCUGCUUCUUCCAUCAAUCCUGGCAACCAGAGAAUAUUCAUGAAAUACAUUGAGAAACCCCUCGCUCUCAUUCAAUCUGGCAUGGACCCAGCAGAAACCCUUCACCCCUUCUCGGUCUCCUCCCUCAGCAAGAGACCACACAGAACAACCACUACCACUACGGCUAGCAGUGCCAAUAUGUCCUUCACUGCCAGCAGCGGGAGGACCUGAGCCAUUAGUAUACUAAUAGCAGAUACUACUCCAACGAGUUCAUCAGUUUAGCAUUCCACUCACUCUCACAUGAAAUAUGUUAAAUGAAUAAAGAAAUGUGACGUCGUCGUAUAUUAUAUAUAUUUAUCUGUACCCCUUCUUAUUGUACUUUUAGUUUAUCAUUCCUCUCCAAACCCUUCUUAUUACUAUUAUUAUUAUUAUUAUUUUAUGCUAUCAUCACUUCUGGAGUGUUUUAUAAA
Molecule: messenger RNA, 2068 nt
Organism: Amphimedon queenslandica
Lineage: Eukaryota; Metazoa; Porifera; Demospongiae; Haplosclerida; Niphatidae
Product: protein lin-9 homolog
Exons: 21
Coding region: 33-1829 (598 amino acids)
Biological process (GO): DNA-templated transcription; regulation of transcription by RNA polymerase II; regulation of cell cycle
Cellular component (GO): nucleoplasm; transcription repressor complex
Molecular function (GO): DNA binding
Source: RefSeq, a predicted model, not a curated record